Coffea eugenioides is the source of this 1068-nucleotide messenger RNA. RefSeq names its product DNA-directed RNA polymerases II and IV subunit 5A-like. Gene Ontology annotation, biological process: DNA-templated transcription. Gene Ontology annotation, cellular component: RNA polymerase I complex; RNA polymerase III complex; RNA polymerase II, core complex. Lineage: Eukaryota; Viridiplantae; Streptophyta; Magnoliopsida; Gentianales; Rubiaceae. Bases 193 to 813 code for a protein of 206 amino acids. Gene Ontology annotation, molecular function: DNA-directed RNA polymerase activity; DNA binding. The record is from RefSeq and is a predicted model, not a curated record. The transcript is spliced from 5 exons.
UAAUUUCCACAGCCAAACGGCGCACACAGACGCCUUACCGCAUAACCCUACGCGCCUGACGCACUGAGGCAGCAAUAUCACAAAUUCCUCUCCCACGCACCUGCCUCCUCCCGCUCAAGGUCAAACACACUCUUCAAUCAACCGAAUCCGAACCGAGUUGUUUGGUUAAUUGAUUGAAGAGUAACAGGAAAGAUGACGCUGUCGGAUGAAGAAGUCACCAGAUUGCACAGAAUCAGAAAGACGGUGAUGGAAAUGCUUCAGGACAGGGGUUAUUUUGUGACAGAUAAGGAGAUACAGAUGGAAAAAAGGGAAUUUAUACAAAAAUAUGGAGAAAAUAUGAAAAGAGAAGACCUUGUCAUUAACAAAUCCAAGCGCAAUGACAGCUCUGAUCAGAUAUAUGUUUUUUUCCCGGAGGAACCGAAAGUUGGUGUUAAAACAAUGAAGACUUACACAAAUCGUAUGAAGAAUGAGAAUGUUUUUCGAGCAAUCUUGGUUGUCCAGCAGAAUUUGACGCCAUUUGCAAGAACCUGCAUUGGUGAAAUAUCUACAAAGUUCCACUUGGAGGUUUUUCAGGAAGCAGAGUUGUUAGUCAACAUAAAAAAUCAUGUUCUUGUUCCUGAGCACCAGCUGCUAACCCCAGAAGAGAAGAAAACUCUGCUGGAAAGAUAUACUGUGAAAGAGACGCAGUUGCCUAGGAUUCAGAUAACGGAUCCAAUUGCCAGAUAUUACGGGCUAAAGCGUGGUCAAGUUGUGAAAAUUAUUCGACCAAGUGAGACAGCAGGGCGAUAUGUCACUUACCGAUUUGUAGUUUGAACUUCAUCCUCACCAAUAUGUUCUAUGACCUUUAUACCUCAAGUUGCAUUUAUGGCAAAUAUAUCAACGUGGAGCCCCAAUUAGCAUCAAAAAACUUGUUUGUCAUUUCAUGAUCUGUAACUUGAAAUCAUUCUUCGGACUACGUGGGAGAUUUUCUUGAAAAGCGUAAAAGGCUCUUGAUAGAUUAGCAUUUAUGAAGUUUUCUUUUGAUAAUAUUUUCCUAGUUUUCUAGUCUUCAAGGACUAUCCCAUACUA